Molecule: messenger RNA, 1344 nt
Organism: Recurvomyces mirabilis
Lineage: Eukaryota; Fungi; Ascomycota; Dothideomycetes; Mycosphaerellales; Teratosphaeriaceae
Exons: 3
Coding region: 1-1344 (447 amino acids)
Source: RefSeq, a predicted model, not a curated record
AUGACGCCGACUUGCCCUCGUGUAUCUGAUGGAGAUGGCGACACGUACGACGACUGGCGGCUGGACAUCAAUGUCAACCAAGCGCUGGUUACGGACCUGACGGAAAUUUUCUUCGAGGUCAUCUACCCGGUGUUCCCUCUUUUCCAUCGGUCAUCGUUGCUCCGAAAGGUAGCUCGCGGCGAGCAUCUCACUAAUCGAUCGUUGGGUGCUUGUGUCAUGGCCAUAGCUGCGCUAGCAUCCGCACGUGUACGUGACAACGCGCUGGGUUCGAACGCAUACGAUUUGGCUUCACUACAGGAUCCGUGCUCGGAAAGACUGUUUGACGCUGCAGAGCGGGCGAUGCCCAGAGACGCUCCAUUUACCCAAUCGUUCGAUUACAUGCGCGCUUCUGUCAUAUUGGCUAUCGUGGCUAUACAGUAUGGCAAGCCGGCGUCAACAUACACGCUCGACAUCUUCACUUCCGUGGUCUGGGCUGGAGUCGUCAGGAGUCGGGAAGCCUCGUCAAGUGUGUGCUAUCCACACAAGGGCGACUUCGAUUUGGAUUAUGAGAAUGCACGCUCCAUUGCUGCGCUCGACGACCAUCCCCAUUGGCUCCAAGGAUGGAACUUCGUCACGGAUCUGUACCGAAUCCUGGAGCACGCUGUAGACAAUCUACGGCGUCUGCGAACUCCUGUGCGCAGGACACCGGUCGUUCAAGCUUUGUUCGAGGACAACAUGGUCUCACAAUUCGCCGUACUUGAUCAGAUCAUGACCAUGUAUGAUGAGCUCCCCGACAUCUUCAAAACGACCAAGCAGCCGACGGCAAUCUCAAUGAGAACCUUUUCAGCUUUCAAGCGGCCAACAUUGCAGCGACUAUACAGCUCGUGCAAGUGCCUGGUCGCUGGCAAAGUCAUUGCUGGGUUCGCUUCUGUGCCGGUAGCAUAUUUGCGUGCAAUCAGCUCGCCUCUUCUUCACUAUCUGGCUGAGAUUGGAAACAUACUCGGCGCGGCUUUCGAGGACGGAAUGACUAGAGCAACCUACCAUUCAGUACGGUCUGUACUCCUUGAUCUUGCCAAGCUUCUGGCAGACCUUGAAGUCCAUCUGUUCUGCCCUCCCGGCGCGAGCAAGAAGCUUCACACUAAAGUCUCUCGUAUCGAUCAGUUUAUGAAUGCCGAGCUGCAGCUCCACACAUCACGACCCGUUGAUGUUGCAAUCGAAGCCCAGGCUGGGCCCGCUGCGAGGGAUUCCGCCAUAUCAGACGGUCAAGCAUUGCUUCCUGUGCCUACAGCAGACUACUCUUCGCCUCAAUAUCGCUUUUCACCGGAUCUCCUCGAAGAUUGGACUUGGGCGUUGAACUUUGCGUGA